CCAAUAACACUCAUGUUUACUGCAGUUCCCUCUCCAAAUGCCUACAGGAAGAAAAACCAGCGAAACAGUCACAAUAACUCUCUCAAAUUUUCCACCCAGGAACAGAAAGUAUUUGGGAAAGUUAGUAAGUGUUGAGUUGAGCGUAAUUUGUGUUAAUUAUAUAACAACACCAAAGUGAAAGAUGCAGAUAUGAGUCCAGAGGAGGGGCCAGAGUAUCAGACACCGCCCACCUGCGAUCUGCUCGGCCUUCUGCUGACGAACAGACGCCCCACCGGAGCUGUCAACGAGGUUUGGCCCAACCUCUAUAUCGGAGACGCGGCCACAGCUCAGGAUAAAACCCUGUUAGUGAAUAUGGGAGUAACACAUGUGGUGAAUGCUGCAGAUGGCCCCCGGCACAUUGACACCGGGCCGCACUUCUACAAAGACACCAACGUAUUGUAUCAUGGAGUAGAAGCACCAGACUGUAAAGAUUUUGAUUUAAGCCCAUUCUUCACUGAGACAGCUGAUUUCAUUCAUGGCGCCCUGAUUCGGAAAGGUAAGGUGCUCGUCCACUGUGCACGAGGAAUCAGCCGCUCAGCGACUCUCGUGUUGGCUUUCCUCAUGAUCAAAGAGAGACUUACCCUCGUGGAGGCAGUCGAGGUUGUUCGCAAGCACAGAAACAUUCUUCCAAAUGUUGGAUUUCUGAACCAACUCCGACACCUGGACUCAUCCUUGGCCCUGCAGAGGAGGAGGACAUAAUAUCAAGAAGUGGAGAUAAGAGCCAUGGGAGAGCCUUUCCUCCAGUGUGAAUGCUUGAAUGUCAAAGGACCAGUUAGCAAACUGUGCCGAUCUGUGCUGUAUCGCUUCAAAACAAUAACGUAACUCCAACAAAAGUAAAUGUAGACUUUGUAAACUCAACUUUAAACAGCCUCUCAAAUAGAUUUUUUUGACCUGAUAAAAUCCAGAAACUGUAAUGAAUAAACAACACUGAUAUAUUA
Messenger RNA from Lates calcarifer (barramundi perch), 977 nucleotides. RefSeq names its product dual specificity phosphatase 29. The record is from RefSeq and is a predicted model, not a curated record. Gene Ontology annotation, cellular component: cytoplasm. Gene Ontology annotation, molecular function: MAP kinase phosphatase activity; protein tyrosine/serine/threonine phosphatase activity. Gene Ontology annotation, biological process: negative regulation of MAPK cascade; protein dephosphorylation. The transcript has 3 exons. The coding region runs from base 190 to 738 and encodes 182 amino acids. Lineage: Eukaryota; Metazoa; Chordata; Actinopteri; Centropomidae.